ACAACUCUCCUCCAAAAAAUAAUAUUGUCCACCAGUGCCCAACAAAAAUAUCAAAGUUAAUUAUAUGCACAGACCUUUACAUUUAUUGUCGUUACGCCAUAAUUAAAAUAUAAAUUAGAAAACAGAUCAUUAUGUUAUUUAUCUUAUCAACAAUUUGACGAAUUUCAUAUAUCUUUAUUUCAAAGUAAACUUAAGUGUGAGUUUAGAUUAAUAACUAGUACAUCUAAGCAAGUGUCUAAACUAUAAAAGAAUACUGAAUAAUUAUUACACUGUUAAUUCAUGAUGCACCAUAAUGGGCAUACAAUAUACCAUUUAUAAUUGAAACUGUACUUACUUAUUUUUAAUUAUAUCAUGUUCGUAAAAUAAAUUUGUUUAUACCUUUUAUGAACUGUUUUAACAAAGUAAAUUUGUAAAGAACGUACCUAUUUUGUAUGAUCCAAACUAAUGAGACUGUGGUAAAAGAAAUGGCCUUCUAACGUUCAGCAGAUGACACGUCAUAUCGAAUGACGUCGUGAAUAUGGCCUUCCAAGAGAAACCCCAUGAAGAGACCAAGAGGCGUGUGCCGUUAUAUCCUGGCUUCCCCGAGUUGGCGCGGUCAGAUGUUAGCAUAUAUCCUACUUACUCCAAGUUGGAUUUGGCGUACCGUGUUGUUUGCCGCCAUCGUUACCAUUGGGCCAGUGUAGCUCAACGCAAGCAAUUCAUGAAGGAGUUACAUAGUUUUGAGAAACUGCAACCAAACGCACUAGAUGGGGUACGUGUUCACAGAGAGUUCUCUCAAGGAAUCCUUUCACAUAAUAUACCUCCACGGCGGUACAUACAAAAACUUACACCAGACCCACUGAACUCCCACCAAAGGAUGCGAGUUGAAGAAAUAAUAAGUGGUAGAGUUGAUUUCAAUCAAAAAUAA
This is a messenger RNA of Galleria mellonella (greater wax moth), 907 nucleotides long. RefSeq lists its product as uncharacterized. Bases 518 to 907 code for a protein of 129 amino acids. The record is from RefSeq and is a predicted model, not a curated record. NCBI's taxonomy places the organism in Eukaryota, Metazoa, Arthropoda, Insecta, Lepidoptera, Pyralidae. The transcript is spliced from 3 exons.